Molecule: messenger RNA, 1455 nt
Organism: Ogataea haglerorum
Lineage: Eukaryota; Fungi; Ascomycota; Pichiomycetes; Pichiales; Pichiaceae
Exons: 1
Coding region: 1-1455 (484 amino acids)
Biological process (GO): glucan catabolic process
Cellular component (GO): extracellular region; cell surface
Molecular function (GO): glucan endo-1,6-beta-glucosidase activity
Source: RefSeq, a predicted model, not a curated record
AUGUUUGACAAGCUCAAGAACAAGCUCUCGUCGGACCUCCCGGCGGUCCCCGCCCCGUCGCAAGUAGACCGCAGAACAGUUUACCUAUACCGUCACAACUUUGGCGUGAACUUCGGCUCCGUGUUUGUGCUCGAGAAGUACAUCUUCGACAGUCCCUUUGGCAACACCGAGUACGAACUGGACGCUGUGAAGAUGAACGUGCAGCAGAAGGGCGUCGAGGAGACACGGAAGCUUUUUGAAGCCCAUUGGACCCGCUACUGCACGGACAACGACUGGAAGUGGCUCAAGGCCAAGGGCGUGCAGUCUGUCCGGCUACCAAUCGGCUACUGGGCAGUCGACCCUCGACAAUUCAACAGCGGCACGUCGUUCGACUCUGUGAGUGCAGUCUACCAAAACGCCUGGACAAUCUACAAACAGUACAUCCGGAAGGCCGCCGACCACAACAUUUCCGUCGUUGUGGAUCUGCAUGCUCUGCCGAAGGGAGCCAACACCGGAGGACACUCCGGAGAGCGUUUUGAGAGGGCAGGGUUCUGGGGCAGUGCCAAGGCCGUCGACAAGGCCGUUGCGAUUGUCAGGUUCAUAGCUUCCGACCUGGCCUCCUUUGAAAACGUGUGUGCUCUGCAGGUGGUGAACGAGUCUGAUUUUGACGAGGCCAUGGGCCAGAAAAAAUAUUACUUCGAGGCCAUCCGAGCCGUCCGCUCUGUCAACCCCGACAUCCCCGUUGUCAUCAGCGACGGCUGGUGGCCGGACCAAUGGGUGAAGUUUGUGAACGGCCACACCAAGCCCGGCACAGAUCCCGGGAUCGUUAUCGACCACCAUGUGUACAGAUGUUUCAGCGACGAGGACAAAAAUAAGGGGGUGGACCAGAUCAUCAACGACCUGUCCGGUUCGGUGCUCACCAAUCUCUCUGGUCCGGCAGACUUUAUGAUAGGCGAGUAUUCGUGUGUACUGGACAAUUCGUCGUGGUGCAAGGGACGCUUCGACAGAGAGGCCUGUGUGCGUCGCUUUGGCAAUGAGCAGGCACGGCUGUUCAGAGAACGUGCCGGUUUUGGCUUCUAUUUCUGGACGUUCAAGUUUGAGCACGGAGAGGGCGGCGAGUGGGGGUUCAGGCCGAUGGUGGAGGCCGGGUGCAUCCCGUCGCGGAGCUCGGAGCCGCAGAUUCCGUCGGAGGACGAGAAAAACAGGCGGCUCGGCGAGAACCUCAGGGCGCACGAGGAGUACUGGAACCGGCAGAAUCCAAACGAGAAGUACGAGCACUGGCGGUACAGAGAAGGUUUCGAGACGGCCUGGGGCGACAGCGUGGAGUUUGCGAAGUUCGACAACUCCCGGAUCGGCCGCAGAGCAGCGUGGAAGUCGCUCAGACGGCAGCAGCACGCUGCCUCACGCGGAAACAGCAACUUUAUCUGGGAAUGGGAGCAGGGUUUCGACAAAGGUCUGGAGUGUUUUGGCUACUGA